AUGGCGGAGCCGCAGGCGCACAGGCCCUACUCCUUGAGGAGGUUGCUGUCACUCCUCAACAGCCUGGUGGCUGCAUCCGGUGUGAUCCUCAUUGGCCUGGGCGUUGGUAUCAAGUAUGGAGAGGCUGCCCUGACCAGGGUCCUGGGGCCGGCAUCCACAUAUCACCUGCACAUCAGCCACCUGUGCCUGGGCUUGGGCUGCCUCGCAGUACUGCUGGCCCUGGUUGGGUGGUGCAUCGCGAAGAAAGAAAGCCGAGGUAGCCUCUUGUUUUUCCUCGUGACCAUGGCUGUCAUUCUCGUGGUGGAGAUCACGGUGGCCUCGGUGGUCCUAGCUUUCUUCCCGGUGGUUCGCAAUAUGGGGCUGGAGCACAACAUCGUCACCCUGAGGAGGGGCUACAGAGGCUACACACGAGCUGAGCUGGAUGAUUUCUCUGCACAGUGGAACUCAGUCAUGGAGAAGCUAAAGUGCUCUGGGGUGAACAACUACACAGAUUUUCCCAGCUCUUCCUUCUCGAUGGUGACAGGCCACUCCUACCCCAGGGGCUGCUGUAAAUCCCUGGGUGCUAUGGCCUGCGAUGGGCACAACGUGUCAUCCAGUGUCAUUCACCAGGCGGGCUGCUUCCACAGGCUCCUGAAAAUCACCAAGACACAGAGCUACACCCUGAACUGGGUCUCCUUGGGGAUGGCAUUGAUGCAGUUGCCAGGUGUUCUUGCCACCUUGCUGCUGUACAUUAAGCUGGGCUGACUCGAAGGCUUGGGAAGGAUGAAACACUGGAGCCCAUCUGGCUGCUAGAGAUUGGAUCUUACUUUUAUUUCUCUGUGGCACUUAAGAGUUUCUGGA
Heterocephalus glaber (naked mole-rat) is the source of this 840-nucleotide messenger RNA. Lineage: Eukaryota; Metazoa; Chordata; Mammalia; Rodentia; Bathyergidae. The record is from RefSeq and is a predicted model, not a curated record.